This is a messenger RNA of Monoraphidium neglectum, 183 nucleotides long. RefSeq lists its product as hypothetical. NCBI's taxonomy places the organism in Eukaryota, Viridiplantae, Chlorophyta, Chlorophyceae, Sphaeropleales, Selenastraceae. The record is from RefSeq and is a predicted model, not a curated record. The transcript is spliced from 3 exons. The coding region runs from base 1 to 183 and encodes 60 amino acids.
AUGGGCCCAGAGGGCAUGCAGCUGCGCGCUGAGCUGGCAGAGAUGACCGACCGCACAAGCAUGCCCAGCAUCUGGAUCUCGGGCUCCUUUGUCGGCGGCUGCAACGACGGCCCCGGCGUGAUGUCGCUGAACAAGCAGGGCAAGCUGGUCCCGCUGCUCAAGCAGGCGGGCGCAAUGGGCUGA